UGUCAAGCAGCAUGAGAGGGAGGCAAGUUAUCACAGCCCAGGUGCUUCUGAAAGAGACACAGGUGGUUACAACAUCAAUUGAAAAUGUCAUUGUGCAAGAUUACUCUUGUCUAUUUUCUGUUGCAAGGAUUUGCUGCCUUUAAUGACGCUACCUCCGACCAUGACUGCAUCGGCUAUUGCCCUGAAGUGUACGACCCCGUGUGUGCUAGUAACGGCUGGACCUACAACAACGACUGCGAACUACAGGCUAUGAUCAAGUGCCAGGGAUGGAAUAUCACCAAGAGACACGACCAAGCAUGUGAAUGCCACAACGCUUGUCCCUCGACCUUCGCUCCAGUGUGUGGGUCAGACAACAAGACCUAUUUCAACGAGUGUGUCUUCAAGGUGGCCUCUUGCUGGGAUAUUUCGCUCGACAAGGCGUAUGACGGAGCUUGUGGAUGGGGUAUACACUGCCUUCAAUACUGCCCAGAGGUAUACGACCCAGUGUGUGGCAGUAACGGCCAAACUUACACCAACGAAUGCGAGUUGCAAGCUGCGAUACAUUGCCGUGGAUUGCAGAUUACGAAGAUGCAUCACCAGGCUUGCGAGUGCCACGCCACAUGCCCCUUGAUCCACGACCCUGUUUGUGGCACUGACGACAAGACUUAUUACAACGAGUGUUUCUUCAACAAAGCUUCGUGUUGGAAUAGAUCCAUCUUGAAGAAAAAGGACGGGCCUUGUGACAGAAAAUGGAAAUACCCUUUUGAGAUUUAGUACCAGAACAACGGUAAUGUUUCGGUUAAAGAAAUUGUUUAGAGGAAAAAAGGUUAAAGGAAAUUACACCUUUAAAUUUUUAUAAUUAGAAUAAAUAAUGAGUUUCUUGAUAUUUUACUGAAUAAAUAGUGUCGUAGAA
Molecule: messenger RNA, 892 nt
Organism: Penaeus indicus
Lineage: Eukaryota; Metazoa; Arthropoda; Malacostraca; Decapoda; Penaeidae
Product: ovoinhibitor-like
Exons: 7
Coding region: 85-753 (222 amino acids)
Biological process (GO): cell differentiation; multicellular organism development
Molecular function (GO): protein binding
Source: RefSeq, a predicted model, not a curated record